UAGACGACCUACUAAUAACCUUAGCAGUGCAUGCCUAAAGGGCUAUUACGAAACGGGGAGUGGCGCCAGGGCUACAACAUAUGUUAAAGUACUUUGCAAGCAAUAUAAGCUUGGGAGUCUGUGCAACAUUCGGGUCCUCUGUAGCACUGGAUGCAUGGAUGAUGAUGGCACGGAGUUCUUUGCCCUCCUCGCUGGAGUCCUCGUUGCCGGGGAUCAGUCGGUCCGUUCUCACUGGACACAUGGAGAAAAAGUACCAGUGCCAGCAUUGUAACAACAUCCUAAGAAAGCCAGUUCAAGCACAAUGCGGCCAUCGUUACUGUGUAUUUUGCUUCAAUCAGCUCACCAGCUCCGGCCCUAAACCCUGUGAAGCAUGUCGUGUGGAGGGUAUAUUUGAAGAGUCUCAGUCCAUGCUGAAUGGAAAAGAAGCGUUUCCAGACAAUGCGGCGCGCCGAGAGAUUGAGGGUCUUCCAGCAAAGUGCCCAAAUGAAGACUGCACAUGGGCUGGGACCAUGAAAGAGUUUGAGGGCCAGCAUGAAGGCAAGUGUGACUAUGAGCGGAUCACUUGUGAAGCAUGCCAGCAAUGCAUCCUACGCAGCGAGAAAGACCGACACAACGAGAGAGAGUGUGAGGCCAGAACCCUCAACUGCAAAUACUGCAAAGUUUCCUUCAACUUUAAAGACAUAAAGGCUCAUGAUGAGAUCUGUAUAAAGUUCCCCAUGCAGUGCAAAGACUGCGGAAAGAAAAAAAUCCCACGAGAAAAGUUUCCAGAACAUAUUAAAACGUGUGCCAAGAGCAAGACAGCAUGCCAGUUCAACAAAGUUGGCUGCCAAGCAGUGAUUGACAAUGGGAAGCAGCAUGACCACGAGCAGUCCUUCAUAAUGGAUCACUUGCGGCUAGUCCUGACCACUCUGACUGCCCUGACGUCGUUGAACAGUGUGCAGAGUGAUGGCGUCGGUGAGUACCAGGAGGACUGCGGUGGGCUGGGCCUGUACCGCGCGCCUGAGGAAGGGGCCGUCGGAGGCGCAGCAGCCGCCAUCGCCGGCGGAAAGGCCUCUUGCAGCAACGGGCUCAGUGGACGAGAAGAACGGAGGAGUAGCAACGGCCUGGGUCUUUACCAGGGUGCAGACGAAGGGACGUCGGUGGCCAGUGGAGGGUUGGGGAGAGGAGGGAAGAGCACAGUGGGGCUUGAGCUGAAGGUGACCGCACUGGAGAAUAUUGUGUGCGUGCUGAACCGAGAGCUGGAGAGAACGUCGCUGACGCAAGAGGCCCAUGCACGCCAGCAUCGACUCGACCAAGAAAAGAUUGACUCCCUUCACAACAAGGUUCGUCAGCUGGAACGUCAGCUGACCAUGAGGGACCUGAAGUUGUCAGAAACGGAACAGACUCUUCGCGAACUGCAGUACUGCACGUUUGACGGUGUGUUCGUCUGGAAGAUUGCAGACUUCAGCCAUCGCAGACAAGAUGCUCUUGCAGGACGAUCUCCAGCACUGUUUUCUCCAGCAUUCUACUCCAGUAAGUACGGCUAUAAGAUGUGCCUAAGGCUCUACCUGAAUGGAGACGGCACAGGUAGAGGAACACACCUGUCUCUGUUCUUCGUGGUGAUGCGUGGCAAGUACGAUGCCCUCCUCAAGUGGCCGUUCAGUCAGAAGGUGACCCUCAUGCUCCUGGACCAGAACAACAGGGAGCACAUCAUUGACGCCUUCCGACCAGACACCAGCUCCACGUCCUUCCAGCGGCCCAUCAGUGAGAUGAACAUUGCCAGCGGCUGUCCCCUCUUCUGCCCACUGGCCAAGCUGGCCUCGGCCAAGAACUCGUAUGUGAAAGAUGACACCAUCUUCAUCAAAGCCAUAGUAGACCUAACAGGUCUUUAGAGACACAAUUGCAUCAUAUAUUAUGGCAUUUAAUAUGUAAUAUAUCUAUAUAAUAUUAUUAUUAUUAUUAUUAUUAUUAUUAUACAUAUGAGUCUUAUUUAUAUGGAUUUGUGUAUACAUAUGUGUAUAUGUUUAUACAUACAUCUUAUGUAAGAUCAUUAAAUAGUGUUGAAUGCAGCGAAGCUGCUGCCAAUCAAAACUAGAAUGGGUGAAAAAAAAUAUUGCUAUACAAAGCCAUGAUGUAAUCAUUUCUGUGCAGACCAAAUGAUCACCACCAAGAUUCUUAGCUAAGUGAAUUAGCUUUCACCCCCAUUAUAUCUGCUAUGGAAGCGACAAAAAUGAAUACUGAUUUUGAAUCCUAUAACAAAGCAUACAAAACAACAGGAUAUGCUGUCUGCUGCCCUGUAUCAAUCUGCACAGAUUGGUGCAUCCACAUAAUUAUUAUUAUUAUUAUUAUUAUUAUACUAUAUUAUUACAGUAUAUGGUAGCUCAGUACUUACUUGCUGCCUAUAUAAUCAAAUAUACAUUAUAAUAUUAUAUCAAAUGGAAUAAAAAUGUUUGAUUUAUUGAACUAUAUUGAUGAACCAGUGAUGCUUGGGCUGUUUCAUAAGAGUAGCCAGUGGUUCCCAUGAGUGGUCACAAGCUUUUAUAGCAUAGCAACCACCAUGUGACCAUUUGAUACUACUCACUGAAUCAAUCCAUAAUGGGAAUUUUAUUAAUCAUACUGGGGCUGUACUUUCUGAGGGCUUAUGUCACUGUUUACUGUGUGACUGUGUGAACAGCAUUUUGAGUUUUUUUGAAGCUGUUUUAAACUUCAUUUAAAACAGCUUCAUUUUAUGUACUUUGUUUGUUAUGCAUUUUAUUCUUUUAUCUAUUCCUCUUUCUAUCGUUAAUAACAUAAUCAUGUGAUUGCUACACAAUGAUACCGUAUUUGGUUUAUGAUGUACCCAUGCAAAGCACAGUAUCAAGGGGCAAAUAAGAGAAUUAUUUGUUGCAUAAUAACACAUAAUUUUUGCUUCACUUGAUUUUUAUCACAGUAAUUGCUAGAAGGUAAUAUACAUUUCUGAUAUAUCAUGCAUUUGUACUUAUACAAUGUAAUUAAACUAGGCUAAUCUACGGUGUAUUGUACUGCAUGUCUUUAGUAAUAAUAUACUAUGUAUUAUUGAUGUCUGUCUGACAUUACAAUUUUUUUUUAAGUAUAUUUUUUUGCCCUUUUAUGCCUUUAAUAGACAGGAUAGUAGAGAAUGACAGGAAGUAAGUGGGAGAGAGAGUCGGGGUGGGAUCCGGAAAAGACCACGGGGCGGGAAUCGAACCCGGGUCGCCGGCGUACGGUGCCCCAGCCAGUUGCGCCACGGCUGGGGCCAACAUUACAAUUUAAUAAAAGUCGGAUAUUUUUGUAUUGUAGCCCUAGUUCUGGGUUAUACUCACCAUAGAGGGUAGCAGUGCAUGGGAUGGCACAGUGAUAGGCACAGAAAACUACAGUAUGUGAAAAACCUGAAAACACGUAUGUAUGAGUGAGUUUGCAUGAUUUUAUGAUGUAUUCUAGAUGUGACACAUUUUCACAGCCUUUGAGAAUGUUCACUAUGCUAUUGUAUUGCAUCUAAAACUUAGUUGUUGGGGAUGUUUAUUUCCAUCUGCAUGUACCUGAGCUUGCAGUCGUGCAUGUGGUGUGGAAUAUGCCACCUCUCUAUAGAGCUCAACAGGAGAAAUUGUAUUGAAGUCUUACUUCCGGAAUUAGCGGUGGGUGGGACUGUUGAACUCUAUAUGCUGUGACCUUGGCGAGGUGGAGAGGCUUGAGUGCCUUGUGGACUCUGAGGGCUACACCGGGUAGGCGUCCCCUAGCAGGUUUAACCAUACCGGCCAGGCCUUGGGUCAGGGGCAGGACUAACCACAGCAUGUCGGUUAUAAAACACUGGAUAUUAUAUGUGCACUCCUCACGACUCCAGUAAAAAAGGCUACUUGGAGAAAUGGAGAUAUCAACAGAAUCAAUAUCAAUAAUAUCAAAUAUGCAAUGCAUGGGAACACCAGAUACAGGAGACAGGAAGGAGCAAUGAUGGCAGAAUUUAUCCAACCUUGCGUCCUAGCAGGUUUAACCAUACCGGGCAGGCCUCGGGUGAGGGGCGGGACUAACCAUAGCAUGUCAGUUAUAAAACACUGGAUAUUAUAUGUGCAAUAUCAAUAAUCGACAAUCUCAAAUAUGCAAUGCAUGAGAACACCAGAUACAGGAGACAGGAAGGAGAGAAGACGGCAGAAUCUAACGGCACACUCCCACCAUGAAUGAACCCAGACCAGCUCAGAAUUUGUGAACAUCUAAAGAUGAGAAGUGUAUAACAUCAUACAUGAUUUACACCUGCAUGUAUCAAUGAAGAUUUGAAAUAAACAACUCACAACUCUA
This is a messenger RNA of Alosa alosa (allis shad), 4266 nucleotides long. RefSeq names its product Tnf receptor-associated factor 2b (gene traf2b). Gene Ontology annotation, biological process: positive regulation of canonical NF-kappaB signal transduction; regulation of apoptotic process; positive regulation of JNK cascade. Lineage: Eukaryota; Metazoa; Chordata; Actinopteri; Clupeiformes; Clupeidae. Gene Ontology annotation, molecular function: tumor necrosis factor receptor binding; zinc ion binding; ubiquitin-protein transferase activity. The transcript has 11 exons. Bases 81 to 1871 code for a protein of 596 amino acids. Gene Ontology annotation, cellular component: plasma membrane signaling receptor complex; cytoplasmic side of plasma membrane. The record is from RefSeq and is a predicted model, not a curated record.